Molecule: messenger RNA, 3245 nt
Organism: Coregonus clupeaformis (lake whitefish)
Lineage: Eukaryota; Metazoa; Chordata; Actinopteri; Salmoniformes; Salmonidae
Product: isthmin-1
Exons: 6
Coding region: 958-2559 (533 amino acids)
Biological process (GO): negative regulation of angiogenesis
Source: RefSeq, a predicted model, not a curated record
GCGAGAGAAAACAGCCAGUAUAGGAGUUUGGACUGGCUGCGGUUUGGUUUACACUAUUUGGACACGGUGAGGAACGGGACGCACUUCGAGCUUGGAUUGGAUAGCUACUGGUUUUAUGCUGCGCGGAUCUCAGCCCCAAACUACCACCACCAAGCCUAUAUUCGCGACUACAGGAUGGAUUAUGGUUGUGGUUGAAAAGGAGGACUCUUCAAACUAGAAAAUAUUAUUUUUGGGGGGAGGGAGGGGGGGGAUCCACUUCUUGGCGGUUGGAUGGUGUGCGAAAGGUAGCCACACCAUCUCGUUCAUUCCCUGCGCAAAUUCAAAAUGACGUUUUUGGAAAGAGGAUAGCCUAUGUAAUGCAUAAGGGAUAAUGUGUCCAAACCAAGGAGUGCUGCAUAACAGAUGAGAGAGAGAGAGAAGGGAACGACAAGGUUUGAUUCUAAAGCUGAGCCAAGGUCUUCGGGUAAACAGUGGAGAAUGCGGUGGGGGAAACACGGGGCUGGAACUGGGCUCCAAGAUUCUUGAUCGUGGAGAGGACUCCAUCUGGAGUGCAACAAGCGAUAGCCUACAUGCUUAUAACAUGCUAAAUUGUGCGCAAAAAAAAUUGUCCCGCUGUUAUUUAAUCACGUUACCCAUGCAUGGGCAGUUUUACACAGUCGCCCUGACAGCAUUUGGAGAAUUAAAACUUUGGAGAUCCCACGCCAACAUAGAAGAGGCAUAGUUGAAGGGGAUCCACAGGGAUACCAAAGGAAACCUUGCUGAAUGGACCUUUAACUUUGGCUUAAGGUGAUCCUUAUUAUACAUCGAAGCCGCACUCACUUUUUGGCACAUUUGAAGACCGCUCUCCACCGAGGCUGGUCUGGUGUAAUUCAAAAGAAACAAAAUCAACCUAACAUUACCUAACUGAUCCCAAAUACAAACUUUUGACCGAUUUUAUUUUCUGGAUUACUCUGUUCUAUGUCCUAUCCCCCAUUUCCCCUUAAAAUUGUAAUUCUGAACCCCGAAGUGGCUCCUAAGUGGUGUUGUGGCUCCUCGCCCGCAGCGGAUCCGGAGCUGGGAGUGUCUGCAGCGGGAGGUGUUGGCGGAGGACCCCCUGUCACACCGCAGGGACCCAAGACCGGUCAGGUCAAAAAUAUGGUUCGAUUUGCGGCAGAACUGUUGUUGAUUUUAGGACUUCUACUUCUUACCUUACAUAUCACGGUGUUACGGAGCAGCCCGCUGCGCCAAGGGAAUGUAACUCUGAGCCAGGAUCAGCAUACAGCGCUUGCAGAGAAUAAUGUCAGAGCAGAGAGCAGUUCGUCAGCCCAGCAGGGCCCAGGGGAGCGGAGAGGACCAGAGCACCAGUCAGCCCAGCGGCCUGCUGCCCUCCCCUGGGCCCAGAGUCAGGCUACCGGAGGCAGCCUGCAGAGAGACGGGCCUGGGGCCUUCCUCCUGGACCUCCACAACUUCCCUGACCUCUCCAAGGCAGAUAUAAACAGACAGAACCCCAAUAUACAGGUGACCAUAGAGGUGGUGGAGCAUGAGAAAGGCCUGAAGAAGGAGAACAAACCAGGUUUGGUUCCCAACUGGAGAAACUGGUGGCAAACCUCCCCUUCAUCCUCCUCCUCUUCUUCAGUCUCGACCCAACGUCGACCCAAGGAGCAGGCUAGGGAGCAGCAGCCCUCCUACAGAGGAGGAGGAGGAGGGAGAGGAGGAGGAGGAGGAGGAGCAAGAGGCAGUAACUCAGAGGAUAGUAACUUCCUAAAACCACUAGGGGACUGGGAGAGGAGAGGAGGCGCAGGAGGAGGAGGAGCCAGCAAGGCUCAGACUGAAUAUGACGGAGACGGUGGCUGGAGUAACUGGUCUCCGUGUAGUGUAACCUGUGGGAACGGGAACCAGAAGAGGACCAGGUCAUGUGGUUACGCCUGCAGCGCCACCGAGUCACGCACCUGUGACAUGCCAUCCUGCCCAGGUAUAGAAGAUGCGUUCGAGACAGCCGUCACUGAAGUCAGUCUGCGGGCUGGAACAGAUGAGUUCAACGCUACAGAGCUAUUUGGUGUCGACACAGACAGCUGUGAACGCUGGAUGAACUGUAAGUCUGAGUUCCUGAAGAAAUACAUGACUAAAGUCUCCAACGACCUCCCCAGCUGCCCCUGCUCCUACCCCACCGAGGUGGCCUACAGCACGGCCGACGUCCCCGACCCCGCCACGCGCCGGGACUUCCGCUGGAAAGACGCCAGCGGCCCCAAGGAGAAGCUAGAGAUCUACAAACCCACGGCCCGGUACUGCAUCCGCUCCACGUUAACUCUAGAGUCCACGACUCUGGCCGCACAGCACUGCUGCUACGGUGACAACAUGAAGCUCAUCACCCGCGGAAAAGGAGCGGGAACGCCAAACCUCAUCAGCACGGAGUUCUCUGCCGACCUCCACUACAAGGUAGACAUCCUGCCCUGGAUCAUCUGUAAAGGGGACUGGAGCCGCUAUAACCAGGCCAGGCCACCUAGCAACGGGCAGAAGUGUCCAGACAACCCCCUGGAUGAGGAUUACCACAAACAGGUGGAGGAGGCAUGGGAGUUUUAGAACCUGAGAGAUGAACGUAUGAAGGGGGGGAAAAAAAACAAAAACUGAUCUGAAAUAUUUGUAAUGAAUCUGGUACUUCAAAUGGUGCUUCAAACCAUCCAAGGCUAGGGGCAGUCUGUUGAUAUCAGCCAACGUGAUGAAGAGACAACGUAUCGCUCACUUGGACGCAAGUUAUUGUCCUCCACAGAGACUGUGGGCUCUAUUUGAACCUAACACAACGGUCAAUCUAAGCAAUGGCGGUAGUGCAAUAGGUUCGGGGGGGGGUGUCAGAAAUACUUUUGCUAUUUUCAUAACCAGAAUUAUUGUAGCAGUAGCGCAAAAGGGUUUUGAUUUAAUAAAUAAAAGUUGAUGGUACAGUAUGUCGAAGGCUUGGCCAAUCAGAACGUGCUCCAUGGCUAAAUGUGGUUGCUUCAAGUUGUGUUUUUACGGUCUUGUAUGUAUUGCGUUGUCAUCAACUCCAAUUAGGAUGUUAGUCCGUUACAGCCUGGUUGGUUAAACAGCCAACAGAAACAAGAUAACAAUUGUAGGCCUAUCCCAUAUUUGCUAAACAUGUUGAACAUGUUUUUGAACAGUAAUUGCAUGGCUUCAACAUGUAACUAUAUAUUGUUAAAAUUGACACUGAUAUAGACUUACUGUAACAUGCAUUAUGUCUGAGCCAAAGGUCAAUAAAUCAAAAUCAUAUUUUA